AUGCUCACGGUCUGGCGCGGGAGCACGCACGUGAAUGGUGCCGUUCAUGGUUUUCACUUCCUCUUUGGACUUGGGGCGUUUAUCGCCCCGUUGUGCGUGAGCUUUGUGCUGCGACAUGAUGCUGAUGCGGUCCAGGCUUGGUUUGUCCCAGUGGCCACCUACGCUCCAGCCUGCGUCGCUUUAUUGCUUCUAAGCUUUCAACCGCAGCCUAAAACGGCUGCCGAGGAUUCCGAGGCGCGGCGGAUUGCCACGACAAGACGACGACGAGCAGUGACUAGCACGGCACGAAAGACGGAGCACGACGUUCGCUAUUGGCACCUAAGGAGCUCAGAACACGAUCCAGUUUGCAUGCAAGGGACCGUUGAACAUAUGACAGUAGAUAAUACUAGAUGA
Molecule: messenger RNA, 393 nt
Organism: Durusdinium trenchii
Lineage: Eukaryota; Dinophyceae; Suessiales; Symbiodiniaceae
Source: the annotation of a GenBank genome assembly